Lutzomyia longipalpis is the source of this 624-nucleotide messenger RNA. RefSeq names its product 60S ribosomal protein L26-like. The coding region runs from base 106 to 564 and encodes 152 amino acids. The transcript is spliced from 2 exons. Lineage: Eukaryota; Metazoa; Arthropoda; Insecta; Diptera; Psychodidae. Gene Ontology annotation, molecular function: structural constituent of ribosome; RNA binding. Gene Ontology annotation, biological process: ribosomal large subunit biogenesis; cytoplasmic translation. The record is from RefSeq and is a predicted model, not a curated record. Gene Ontology annotation, cellular component: cytosolic large ribosomal subunit; ribosome.
GAUCAUGAAUGUGGUGAGUUUGUCUGACGGGUGAUACCACAAGUGCGAAACUCUCUUCAAGUCGUUCUUUUCUUGAAAACGUGGUGAAAGAGCACGCUUUCCACGAUGAAGUUCAAUAAACAAGUUUCGUCUUCGCGAAGGAAGAACCGCAAGAGGCAUUUUUCUGCCCCAUCGCACAUCCGGAGGAAGCUGAUGUCGGCACCACUGUCGAAGGAACUCCGACAGAAGUACAAUGUCCGGACAAUGCCAAUCAGGAAGGAUGAUGAGGUCCAGGUAGUACGUGGACACUACAAGGGCAAUCAGGUGGGAAAGGUAGUGCAAGUGUACAGAAAGAAGUUUGUUGUGUACAUUGAGCGAAUCCAGCGUGAGAAGGCAAACGGGACGAACGUCUACGUGGGCAUCCACCCCUCCAAGUGUCUCAUUGUCAAACUCAAGAUGGACAAGGACAGGAAGAAGAUCCUCGAUAGAAGAUCAAAGGGACGUCUGGCUGCUCUGGGCAAGGACAAGGGCAAGUACACCGAAGAAAGUGCUGCCGCUUCCGCAACGGCCAUGGAUACAUCCUAAAUAUCCGGAAAUGGCGCUUCGUAUGAGGAAUAAAGAGGAAGAAGUUUGAGUAUACAAAAA